Messenger RNA from Metarhizium brunneum ARSEF 3297, 1383 nucleotides. RefSeq names its product Beta-cyclopiazonate dehydrogenase. The record is from RefSeq and is a predicted model, not a curated record. Lineage: Eukaryota; Fungi; Ascomycota; Sordariomycetes; Hypocreales; Clavicipitaceae.
AUGAAGCUCAUCACUUUUCACGCAUCAUGGCUAUCCAUAGUCAUCACCAUCUCCGCAUCAGAUCCCCUGUUUGACAGCAAUUACGCCAAGCAGGACAUCAUUUUCCGAGAUGUGGCGGUUAUCGGCGGUGGCGCCACAGGGACCUACGCUGCCAUCAACCUGCGCAAGCUGAAUCAGUCAGUUGUUCUAGUAGAGAGAGAAGCUAUUCUAGGGGGGCACACCAAUAGCUAUACCGAUCCAGCUACCCAAACUACGCUUGAUUAUGGCGUUCAGGCGUACUGGAAUCUCUCCGUCACUCGCGACUACUUCGCGCAUUUUGAUAUCCCCAUAAGCAACUGGGAACCGGAACCAAAAACUACCGUCUACAUAGACUUCAUGACGGGGAAACAGGUUGAAGUUCGGACAAGCAGCAACUACUCGGCCUAUAUCCAGCAGCUAGACAAAUAUCCAUGGUUGGAGUACAGCUGGGACCAAGGGCACCCCGUUGCGGAUGACCUGGUUCUUCCUUUCCGCGAUUUUGUUGCCAAAUAUAAUUUAGUAGACAUCGCGUACACUACUUAUUUCAGCUGCCAAGGUUUCGCAAAUGUCUUGGACCAGUUGACGAUCAAUGUCAUCAAGUUCUUCGACAAGUCUUACAUCGGUGCGCUUACUGGGGAUUAUGUCGCCACGAAGCAGCACAAAAACGACGAGAUCUACGUUAGAGCAAAAGCCGAGCUGGGUCAAGACGCUUUGACCUCAUCAACUGUCAUCGCAUCAAAACGCUCAAAGACUGGCGUCCAGUUGGUAGUCAAAACACCAUCAGGCAAGAAACUGAUUCGGGCGCGCAAGUUGCUUAUUAGCAUGCCCACACGUAUGAGCGACAUGAAACCUUUCGAUGUUGAUGGGAAGGAGUCUAAGGUGUUUUCUCAGUGGAAAUACAGCGCUUACUACGUCAUGCUCGUACACAAAACUGGUUUGCCAGCUGGCUACAAGUUCCUUAAUGCGGACCCCUCCACGACACGUUUUAACAUCCCUCAGCUACCUGCUCCAUAUCAAAUAACUGAAACUCGCGUUCCUGGCCUAUUUUAUGUCUGGUACUCUGCUCCGAAAGAUAUGACGCAGUCCGAGGUGCAAGCGGAUGUAACAACGAUUAUCAAGCGCUUACAGGAUACGGUUAACGGUGCGACAAAGAUCUCACCAGAGUUUGUGAGGUUCAACAGCCAUACGCCCUUCAAGAUGGUUGUAUCUGCUGAGUCGGUUAUUAAUGGAUUCUAUUCAGAGUUAUUUGAUCUACAGGGUUAUCGAAGUACUUGGUAUACAGGAGCCGCUAUGAUGUCUCAUAGCGCGGGCGUUUUGUGGAAUUAUACCAGUCACUUGCUUCCUGAGAUGAUAGCAGCUCCCUGA